Triticum aestivum (bread wheat) is the source of this 459-nucleotide messenger RNA. Its product is annotated as MADS-box transcription factor ANR1. Gene Ontology annotation, molecular function: protein dimerization activity; RNA polymerase II transcription regulatory region sequence-specific DNA binding. The record is from RefSeq and is a predicted model, not a curated record. Bases 94 to 459 code for a protein of 121 amino acids. Lineage: Eukaryota; Viridiplantae; Streptophyta; Magnoliopsida; Poales; Poaceae. Gene Ontology annotation, biological process: positive regulation of transcription by RNA polymerase II. The transcript has 2 exons.
ACCUAGCUAGCUUAUAUAGUGUGAGCGUUGGUGGGAGAAAUUGAAAUAACAUAUGUAUAGUAAUCAAUUAGUUAAGGAGAUCGAAGAGCUAGCAUGGCUAGGGGCAAGAUUGUGAUUAGGAGGAUUGAGAAGAUGAGCAGCAGACAGGUCACCUUCUCCAAGCGGCGUCAUGGCCUGAUGAAGAAGGCACAUGAGCUGGCAAUCCUCUGUGAUGUCCAGGUCGGUGUCAUCGUCUUCUCCUCCACCGGUCACCUCUACGAGUAUGCCAGCUCCACCACCACCACCACCAUGGGCAUGCCUUCCAUCAUUCAUAAGUACCAAUCUGCACAGGAGAACCACCAGCUGUUGAAUCCAGUGUCACAAAUCAUGGAAGCUAAUGGGGGAGAGAUUAUCAAACCUAGGAGUCAACGACUUGUGUUUAUUGGAAAAUCAACUAGAGAAGAGCUUACGUUGUAUUAG